Micropterus salmoides (largemouth bass) is the source of this 4799-nucleotide messenger RNA. RefSeq names its product DEP domain containing MTOR-interacting protein (gene deptor). The record is from RefSeq and is a predicted model, not a curated record. Bases 340 to 1548 code for a protein of 402 amino acids. Gene Ontology annotation, molecular function: protein binding. NCBI's taxonomy places the organism in Eukaryota, Metazoa, Chordata, Actinopteri, Centrarchiformes, Centrarchidae. Gene Ontology annotation, biological process: negative regulation of TOR signaling; intracellular signal transduction. The transcript is spliced from 10 exons.
UGGUGAAAAACGUGCGUUCAUCUCGUGUGGUGUGUCAGUGUCAGUGCCAAACAGACCGACCCAGCGCGAAGAAGAGCACUCGGCUGUUUUUACAGACAUUGUAGAGGAAUACACAAAGCGAGUUCGGCGUGCACGCAUGCAUUAAUGUAUGUGUGUGGGUGUGCAGAUAUCUGGAGGUUUUCGAGCAAUUCAAAGUGGACCGCUGCUGAUGGAGCUGCUGGCACACUGAGGCUGGGGUGUGACUUGUGACUGCCUGCAUUGUUGCACAUGUUUCCUGGGAUGAAGUAACUCUCCUCAUUCAUCAAAGGAAUAAUUGAUAAGCUCUUCUUUUCGCUCUCAAUGGUGCUUGAAGGCAGAGAGAUGGACCGGAUCGGGAAUACCAUGCAGAAGAAGGCUGCAGAGCUGGAGCGGCUGGCCGAGGUGCUCGUCACUGGAGAACAGCUGAGGCUGCGGCUCCAUGAAGGGAAGGUGAUCAAGGAUCGGCGGCACCACCUGCGAACGUACCCAAACUGCUUUGUGGCCAAGGAGCUCAUUGACUGGCUGAUUGAACACAAGGAGGCUACAGACCGAGACACUGCCAUCAAAAUUAUGCAAAAACUUUUAGACCAGAGUAUCAUUCACCAUGUGUGCGACGAGCACCGGGAGUUUAAAGACCUGAAGCUGUUUUACCGCUUCCGAAAAGACGACGGCACGUUCCCGUUGGACAGUGAAGCCAAAGUCUUCAUGAGGGGGCAGAGGAUCUAUGAGAAGUUGAUGAACACAGAAAACAACCUAUUACAAACCAGGGAGGAAGAGGGCGUGGCAUUCGAGCGGACGCUGGUGGCAUCAGAGUUUAUCGACUGGCUGAUUCAGGAGGGUGAGAUGGCAACCAGGGAGGAGGCAGAACAGCUGGGACGGAGGCUUCUUGAACAUGGCAUCAUCCAGCAUGUCACCAACAAGCAUCACUUUGUCAACGGGCCCCUACUCUACCAGUUCAGGAUGAAUUUCCGGCGACGCCGGCGAUUGAUAGAACUUCUUCACGAGCGUGGCCGCAGCAUCCCAGAGAGUCAUGACAGCCCCUUCUGUCUCCGCAAACAGAACUCAGACGGAGGCAACACAAGCUUCCUCUCAGUGAGUCCCACUAAAGAGAUAAAGGUGGUGGUCGGAGUUCGGCGGAGCAGCAUGAGCAGCAGCUGUGGCAGCAGCGGUUAUUACAGCAGCAGUCCUACGCUCAGCAGCAGUCCACCUGUCCUCUGCAACCCCAAGUCAGUUCUGAAAAGGCAAGUGAGUCCAGAGGAGCUGCAGAAACCAGGAGGACCUUUUCUAAAGAAGACAUUCACUAUUGUAGGUGAUGCUGUGGGCUGGGGCUUUGUGGUGCGAGGCAGCAAACCCUGUCACAUCCAGGCUGUGGACCCUGGCGGACCUGCAGCUGCUGCUGGCAUGAAGGUGUGCCAAUUUGUGGUGUCGGUGAAUGGACUGAACGUCCUCUCUCAGGACUACCGGACCGUCAGCAGCCUGAUCCUAACUGGACCCAGGACAAUCGUCAUGGAGGUGAUGGAGGAGGCAUAGGUUUGAAGAGAGCAAUCCUUCAUAGAAGAAUAGUGCAGGAAUGACGUGGGGGGGAGCUAGAAGGUUUAGUACUUGACCUCAAAACCACAGCGACAACUUGAAACGCAACUGACACUGUCUCUGUUUCAGCAUUGUUUGGACAAGAUGGACGACUGAGAGACUGAAUGGGUUUAAGAAUGUGGGGAUUCAAGUCAAGUCUGUGAUUCAGCCUGUUGACAAAACAUACAGGUUGUACCUCAUUUUUUUCAUGGGAAACAGCUCAGGAGCCACCCCUUCUACAGAUGCCUCAUUCUUAAUGAGGAGGCCCCAGACUUUAUGUGUGGAACAAGAAGACCCACAUUCACUGUUUUUGCUUGAGUUUUGAACCAGAACUGAAUCAUGAAUCCGUGUCUGAAAAUGAUGAGUAGUGUUUAAGGGACGUCCAAGGAUGAGCGAUAAAGUUAAAAAGUAGGAGAUAAAGUAGAGAUAAAACUGUAAUAAUAAGGAAGAGUAUUUCAUGCCGACACAUCCCGUGACCCUUCCCCCAGUUAGUUUCCAACCGUGGCUCAACACUGUUCUCUGCUGGAAAAGACAGGAAGACACACAUAGACAGGAGCAUUUCUACCACAACUACAUAAAUCACAAGGUUUCAGGGUGUUUAAUUGUGUUUCCCCUUGUUUGGGGAACCACUGUGUUAAAUAGAAAACAUUCUACCCUUGUUGUGUGAAAGCAAUAACUAUAUGUAGCUGCUAGGAAUUAGUUAGUUUACAUAAUAAAAAUGCAGUGAUAAACUCUACGUGACAUUAACAGGCACAAUGUAUAUAGAAAAGUUAUGAAAUACUUUACGCACAAACAACAUCUAAGAACAUCUUUGUGAAUAAUUGUUUUUUAAAUUACUCCCAAUCUCAAUUAGUAUAUUUUAGUAUUUUGUGUUUUUUUUUUACCAGGAACUCCCACAGUGACAUAAGAUGUCAUUAUUUGUAAGAGUUUGUUUAAAAGAAUAAGAACCCAGAGAGUAAAUCUUGUUCUCAGCUCUAAAAUACUAUUAGGAAAUGGAAAGUGUUGCAUUUAUUGCCUAAAAGACAAAAAAAAUUAAACACACCAUAUCAGUGGCAAUGCCAAAUAAGUCCUAAACUAUGAUUCGAGUCAUGUUACGCUAUCCAGAUUUAAUUUGGAAACUUACAAGAUUUUAUUGUAGCGAACAGCAGAUACAGUUGACCUUAAAUAUAGAAAAUGUAUCUAUAUAUUCUUUGAUGUUUGAAGAACAUUAAAGGGAUAGAAUGAGUGUUUAAGCUCUUAAUUUACAAAAGCACUUUUAUUAUUAUAUAUAUAUAUAUAUAUAUAUAUAUAUAUAUAUACUACUAAAUUGAACUUGCCUCCAAUGUUCUGGAGUAGCAGCAGAAAACAAGCACAAACUUUUGUAAUUAUUUUUUAAUUAAUUUUAUUGAAAUGACCCUAAAAGUUGGGAAAUUUAGGGUUAGGGGUUAGGGUUAGCCUCUCUACUUACCAGGCUGUGCGCACUCAGCCCGUGCACUUACUUGGCAUGAAAAUGUGUUUUAGGGGAGUGGCUUUUAAAGGGAGGUGUGAAGGAAGGGGGUGGGAUUUUUUUGGUUGGAUACUUAAAAAAUCAACCUUUUCUCACUAGUUUCUCCGAGUGGCCAACCCCAGCUUUAAAAGAAAAUCCCCUUUUGAGUUAAAGCAGGCUUGAGGUUAAGAUAAAUUGCUGUGUACAUCAUUAGCCUCCAAAAUAAUAACAUCUGAAUUAAAUAUAUGUUUACAGAUCGUGCCAUCAUGUGCUUAGACAUACUAGCAUGAGAAUAUCACAUUUAAAACUUCAUGAUAAUAAAAAGAAGAGCAUGAUAAGUGAUGACAUUGCUCACACAGUAUGUGUCAGUAGUCCAUGGUUGAUUCCUGAGUAAAUACGUUUAUUUUUGUUUGUUAUUGUUUGUUUUAGUCCAAACAACACUGCCUGGUUUGUAGGAGGUGUACUGGGUUUAGUCCUGAAGUGAAAUUAUUACUUAAAAACUUAAUACAAAUGCAGUACACUGAACUUUUUCUAUUCAAGAUGAGCAAAUAUUCAAGAAAUCCUUAUUGCCAAAAGUAGAAUUAACACAUACUGUAUAUCACAGUAAACUGCCUCCAAGUGAGUUAUUCAGUGUAAAUCUGAUUAAUUUUUUUCAAUGUGCUUUGAUGUUGCUUUGAUGUUGUAAGCAGUGAAAUGCAUGAUUCCCUGUAAAUCUGUGUUUAUGUAGCAUUAGCUUCUAAUCCAAAGCGCUUCUUCGGUCUGUUGACUUGUAGGACUGAGUUAUCUGACAAAUCAUUUCAGAGGUAAAGUAUAUUUGAGUCUUAAGAAGUCUGUUUCCACUUUCAGGAGAAACAGAACAGAACAAAACCUCCUCAGUGGUGUAAAUAAGAAGUUUAAGAAAUUGUUAUAGAAUAUUUUAGAGGUAAGUAGACACUGGCGAUGUUCUCUGGUUGACUCUGCCACAUUCAUGACAUUUUGUUUUAAGUUGCUGAUCUCAAAACUGAUGUUGUUGGAUGAUGCCAUACAAUGUUAAUACAGUUCAUGUAAAGUUCAUGGAUAUUUUAUUGGGAGGGUUUGCUGUGUUUGGUGACCCCGGCCCAUUUUCAGACACAUAUUUCAAUAUUCUUUGAUACUUGGAAGUUUGAAACUUUUGUUCCUCACUGCCAUUCAGCAGGUAAACACGACAACACGGACUGUUCAGCAUUAACCCUGAAAGCCUUUGCCUUAAUACCUUAUUUCGCUGCUAAUCACAGUUGGUGGUCAUCUAAACUGUUCUGUUCCCAUCUCUUUUACCUCUGACUUUCUGCAUUUAAAGUGCUCGUUGCUCCAGGCAAUCAUGCGUCAGUUCUAUUGACAAUCAGUGUUUCAUGGACACCACCUUUAAAUAGCACCACAGCGUUUUUUUUGUUUUUUUUUAAAGCAAUGGUUAGACAGAAUGUAUUUUACCACCAUCUUCUUCAUUCUGCUGUUCAUAGUGUCAUUUUUAUACUUCAACUUUAAUGAUUGGUUCGUUCAGUUAAAGGGAUUCUUCACUUUAUGUUCACCUCGUGAGGCCAGAGUGAGUGGCUCAGCAAGUACACCUGUGUGUUUAGUUUCUCCGCUAUCAGAGAUUGAAUGUUGGGUUUGACGACGAUAUAAGCUCACAGUACCACAGUCUGUUUUUGACAAAGCAGCUAUAGCUCAUUUGAUGUUCAGAUGUAUAAAACAGUUGAUUAAGUGUUUAAUAAACAAACUGAUUCUACUCUGA